Ictidomys tridecemlineatus (thirteen-lined ground squirrel) is the source of this 1456-nucleotide messenger RNA. The record is from RefSeq and is a predicted model, not a curated record. NCBI's taxonomy places the organism in Eukaryota, Metazoa, Chordata, Mammalia, Rodentia, Sciuridae.
AUGAUAUAAUUUCCCCCUUCAAUGGUACGGCCCUUCCUCUUUGUUCUCACAAAGCUGUGACCUUUCCAUAAAUACAAUCCAGAUCCUGCCAUUGGGGACAUGGACAUCAUCAAGGGCAGCCACCAGCAUUUUGGGUAAAAACUUUUCUUUAAAUGCAUUCCUGUGAUGUGGCUGUUUUUAACAACAGUUUGUUUGAUUUGUGGAACAUUAAAUGCUGGUGGAUUCUUUAAUUUGGAAAAUGAAGUGAAUCCUGAGGUGUGGAUGAACACUAGUGAAAUCAUCACCUACAAUGGCUACCCCAGCGAAGAGUAUGAAGUCACCACUGCCGAUGGGUACAUACUCAGCAUCAACAGGAUUCCCUGUGGAAGACGGCAUGCUAGGAGCACAGGUCCCCGGCCAGUUGUGUACUUGCAGCAUGCCCUGUUUUCAGACACUGCCUACUGGCUUGAGAAUUAUGCCAAUGGAAGCCUUGGAUUCCUUCUAGCAGAUGCAGGUUACGACGUAUGGAUGGGAAAUAGUCGGGGGAACACUUGGUCAAGAAGACACAAAACACUCUCAGAAAAUGAAGAGAAAUUCUGGGCCUUUAGUUUUGAUGAAAUGGCCAAAUACGACCUCCCAGGAAUAAUAGAUUUCAUUGUGAAUAAAACUGGUCAGGAAAAGUUGUAUUUCAUUGGACAUUCACUCGGCACUACCAUAGGAUUUGUAGCCUUUUCCACCAUGCCUGAACUGGCACAAAGAAUCAAAAUGAAUUUUGCCCUGAGUCCUGUGAUCUCAUUCAGAUAUCCCACAAGCAUUUUUACCAGUUUUUUUCUACUUCCAAAUUCCAUAAUCAAGGCUAUGUUUGGUACUAAAGGUUUCUUUUUAGAAGAUAAGACCAAGAAGACACCUUCUACCAAAAUCUGCAACAAUAAAAUACUCUGGGUGAUAUGUAGUGAAUUUAUGUCCUUAUGGGCUGGAUACAACAAGAAAAAUAUGAAUGUGAGUCGAAUGGAUGUGUAUCUAUCCCAUGCUCCCACUGGAUCAUCAAUACAGAACAUACUGCAUUUAAAACAGCUUUACCGAUCUGAAGAAUUCAGAGCUUAUGACUGGGGAAGUGAAGCUGAAAAUAUGCUUCAUUAUAAUCAGAGUCGUCCUCCACUGUAUGACUUGACUGCCAUGAAAGUGCCCACUGCUAUUUGGGCUGGUGGACACGACAUGCUUAUAACGCCAAAGGACAUUGACAGGAUACUCCCCCAAAUUAGGAAUCUUCGUUACUUCAAACUAUUGCCAGAGUGGAACCACUUUGAUUUCGUCUGGGGCCUCGAUGCCCCGCAACGGGUAUACAAAAAGAUCCCUAGAAACUCUGCUAAACCUAAUGAACACCUGGUCCUGGACUCUGGAGAGCAAGAGAUCAACAGAGUGGGUUGCAGAAGCUCUGAAUUCCAAAGCCAGAUGCCAAUAAAUCAGUAAUGGGAUG